GGAAGUAGACUAAACCACCAAAGAUUCCCGCAGAUUCGAUAUCGAUGAUUGUCCCAAUGUUACAAACGUGUCCACACUGACCUAAACAUUUGUUUCAAUACUUUUUUGUGGGAUAUUUGAGACGAUAAUGCUGGAUGGUUGCACUCAUGAAAUUCACCAGAGAUAUAUGCAGGCUGUUGGGACUCGGGAGCGGCCCCCCUGUGCAGCAGCAGGCGGAGCAGAUGGAUUGUGGUGCCGCAACCCCUGACCCAAGCGAUGAUACCAUUUUGUCACAGGAUGCAUUAAAUGGAGAGGAAGAUCUGAGUGAGGAGGAGAAGGGCAGACUGAGGGCAGAGCGACGCAAAGCCAAGCGGAAGCGCCGUCGAAAACGUAAGAAGCAGGAGCAGGUUAAGCAAAAUGAGAGUGCUGAACGGGAUGAGGAAGACGAGGAUGAGGGUGCAGAAUCUGACCUGGAUGAGAGUGAGUCAGAUGCAGAAGUUGGUGCUGAAGAGGAGAAACAAGAAAUGCAAAAAGAGGAGAAAAACGAGGCAAAGUCAGCUGCCUCACAGAAGUACGUUGCCACUCCAGUCAUGGCUCCUUCGGGAAUAAAAGAACAUCAGAAGACACAAGGCAGAUCCGCUGAAGAGGAGCCAGAGUGGGAUGUGAGCAGUGCCUUCGUUGCUAAUGCUGCUAGCCAUAUCAAACCCAAAGGAUCAAGUCGCAAGUCCAAAGAAAACAAGGAGAACGAGACAAAUGGAACUGACACCAUGACCAAGAAAAGUGCGUCGCUGACAGCAGAAAAAGGCAUAAAGCUGGUGCAGGAGGGGCAGUACGCACAAGCUGUCAGUAUGUUUACAGAAGCCAUCAAAUGUGAUCCAAAGGAUUACAGGUUCUUUGGGAAUCGUUCCUAUUGCUAUUACUGCUUGGAGCAGUACCCUCAGGCCCUGGCAGAUGCUGAACGCUCCAUUCAGAUGGCCCCAGACUGGCCCAAGGGAUACUUCCGCAAGGGCAGUGCUCUUAUGGGCAUGAAGCGGUACAGUGAGGCAGAGAAGGCCAUGGAGCAGGUGCUGAAACUCGACAAAGACUGUGAGGAGGCUGUCAAUGACCUCUUUAACUGCAAAGUGCUGCAGUUAAUGGAGCUUGGUUUUGAAGAAAUGCAAAGUGUUUUACUGCUGGAGAAAUGUUCAACUGUGCAGGCUGUUCUGGCCUCUUGUUCUGAUGCUGCCAGGGCUGGGAGCCAAGACCCGACAGUUGUGCAACCAGGAAGCCCUUGCCCAUCUCUGUGGGUGGGAAAUGUGACCACUGAGCUAACUGAGAAACAACUGUGGGACCUUUUUAAAAUGUACGGUGAGAUCGAGAGUAUUCGGGUUCUGCAUGAGAGAUUCUGUGCCUUUGUCAACUUCAAGAAUGCAAACAUGGCAGCUUGUGCCAUGGAGAAACUAAAUGGUUUUUGUAUUGAGAACACACGUUUAGUGGUACGCUACCCUGACCGCCGCACUCAGAGGAUCCUACCCAUCCCACUAAAAACCUGUCUCCCUGUCACACAGCAGGCAGGGGCAGCUGCUGGACCUCGACGACGUGGCCCAGUGAACGAAGAUGAGUGUUACUUCUGGAGAACCACCGGCUGUCAUUUUGGGGACAAAUGUCGCUACAAACACAUUCCUGAUCAGAAAGGCAAGGACAGGAAGCCCUGGCAGCCUUGAACUCAGUUUAGUCUCUGCCUCAGUAGUGUGCAGGAAACUGGGAUGCACAGACUGAGCCUAAGGAGGCGGUACUUACUGAACCAGGUUCUCUGGGCUAAAAAUAUUUACUGUAGCAGACUGGACCAGAAUAGUGAAAGGAUCAGAGCCAGCAUUCAGGCUCUAAGGCGGGUUAGUCACACAUGUGCCACAAAUGACUGGAAUUAUGAAGGUUUUUAUUUCAUCUCAAGACUGUUCUCGGCAAUAUUGCUCAAUAGUACACCAUUAACCAGAGGGGAGCAACACAAUGACCUUGUGUAGUCUUUGCUUGGAAUUAAAACCUUCACAUUAGCAGCCCUUCAUGGCACAUGGCUAUUCCAGUUUUAAGGGAUGCAACCUAACCUCACAGGCAUACAACAUAAAGAGGAAGUGAAACUGCCUUGGUCGACUAUGGGGGGGAAAAGUAAUGGCUCUGUCAUGUAUAGCAGUAAUGAAAGAACUCGGUAUGGAUUUUUCAGGCCGAGGUUCUUUGGUGAUGAUCCUGGGACCUUCCUGCCCUAGAAUCACAAAUCAGUGUUCCUCCCUAUUUUUAAAGUACAGUAACUCGACCAAUACUUUAAUUUGCAGUUUGUAAUGCUGAUUUUUAACAGUUUAGGUUUAUCCAUGGUCCACAACAGUUCACAUCGGUCUGCGGUUCAGUCUGGGGCUCCAUUUCCCUCUUGUUGUUCCUGUACCAAUAUCAGCACAUUGUAGGUCAGACCAAAGACUUAUAAACAGAAGUAGCCUACUUGACAUUUCAGUACCACCGCUAUGCAGGUUCCUUUAGCCAAUAAGCUACAGAGACCCAGAGAGAUGCCCUUUACACUGUGCUAGGUUUCCUUAGUUAAGAGGACCAUGUAUGGGUAAAUGGACAUAAGAGCCCCACAUUUGUCUUGAGGGAUUUCAAAUUGUAUCUAUUAAUGCAUAGAUUAGGUGUAUAUUUCACUUUAUCUAUUGGCAACCCUUUUGUUGAAAGAUUGAAUACACACACUGAGCAUGCCCGUUCAGAUGUCGUGACAUGUUAUGGAGGACUCGUUGUCCUUCAUAACCAUACUUGUAUGGCGUGGAAGAAGUAAUAGUAACGCCUGACCACUUUAUGCCUAUGCAAAAGAAAAGUGCCGACUUGAGUGUCACGCGCACCUUCUUAAUGUCUGUGACAUGGCAAUGUCAUUGAUAAAGUAGUUCAUACUACAAGACAGUGCCCUUCAACAAAUAAUGUGUAGUCAUGUGUAACCUGAUCCACUCGCAGAACUUUUGAACAGUGUUUUUGACCUUAGGGCCUCCAUUUCAGUAUUUCAGUGAACCAAAGAAUGCUUCAUCUGAUGCCACUGCAGUCAGUUCUUUCAUAAGCUUCAACACUAGACAGUGCAUUAAAAAGCCAUUAGCAUGUGUAUCAUCCGCUAGAUAACAAUUACUGCUACAACAUCUGGUUUAAGUCAACACUACGUUCAUUGGUAAACUAUGCACAGCAUAGUGAGAGUAUUUAUUUCCCUAUUUAUACAGAAGGUUUUUGUUUCCAUUUCUUUUUUUACAACAGAACUUGGGAGCUGAAUACAGCUUUUCAUUUACUAGCCUUUUAAUAUUUCUAUAAGUCAGCGCUUGCGUUUCAUUCUGGCUUUAAGAAGCAAGCAUUAUUAAGAACCAUUUUGGGCCAACGUGGUCACAUGCUGGCUGCACUUCUGCUUUUCUUAUUAAAACCUGUGAAAAAGGAAUUGGACAACAAACCUUAAGACUGCACUUGUUGAUUUAACAAACUUGCUUGUUUCUUUUGUGACUGGUGCUGUUAACUAUGGUUGUGCAGUGCAUUUAUUUUGCAGAUUAAUAAAAUGCAUUGGAUGUUACCAUAGCAUAUUUUGAUUUCAUCUUAUGGAUAUUUCAAAAUUGGACAAAAGAUUUCCCUGCGUUUUAAUUUGCUAUUUGGUAUUAUUUUAGUCUUUUUACCUUGUUUCAAACUAUUUCAGGAAAAAUGCAUUUUUAAUUAUGAUGUACACAUUGAUAACCAGAGCACUGCAAUCCUGUUAAUCUUCCAAAUAUUUUGUAUUAUCGUUACUGCACUGCAAAAAAAGAGUCUUUUAUAUUUAAUAAAUGUAUUUGAACCACCUA
This is a messenger RNA of Cottoperca gobio, 3800 nucleotides long. RefSeq names its product stress-induced-phosphoprotein 1. The transcript is spliced from 16 exons. Bases 135 to 1682 code for a protein of 515 amino acids. Gene Ontology annotation, molecular function: metal ion binding; RNA binding; protein binding. The record is from RefSeq and is a predicted model, not a curated record. Lineage: Eukaryota; Metazoa; Chordata; Actinopteri; Perciformes; Bovichtidae.